Molecule: messenger RNA, 260 nt
Organism: Ascoidea rubescens DSM 1968
Lineage: Eukaryota; Fungi; Ascomycota; Saccharomycetes; Ascoideales; Ascoideaceae
Exons: 1
Coding region: 13-195 (60 amino acids)
Source: RefSeq, a predicted model, not a curated record
CUCAGCAGGAAAAUGAAGAGGGUUGCCACUGAGAACAAACCGCACUCUUGCAGCCCAAUCAGUGUGCUGAGAUCAAAAUAUCUCUUGAAAACACUUCCACCCAGCGUUUCGCCCAAUGUUUACGUAACCAGGUUGGCUCCACCAAAUUGCGCGCUAAUCCCACCCAAAUUGGCCCUGAAAAAAACAGAUCAAUAAUCAAACCAAGAAAACGAAAACCCAAAUAAUACAAAUACCCUGCAAACAGAACUGCAAGAUAACCG